AUGAGCAUUUGGGUAUUCUUCCUUCUAACUUUGGCCUAUGUAAAAUCACAACGUGUGAGACCAACAACACUCUCAACAACACCAAAACCAUCAAUUAGUUUAGCAUCAAUUACACAGCUUCAUGUGUUUUCACCAAGUUCAGAAACUGUCAUACCAUUUGAUCCUAAACAAGGCUGGUUACUCAGUGAAGAGACGAGUCUUCGUCUUUACAUAAGUGGUACAAAUCUUCAAAAUAGUUCCAUUGCUUUUUCAUCGGUAUUACAUCAAUGUACAUCAAGUGACUUUAUUUCACCGACGUAUCAAUUAUCAUCCGACACGAUCAUUGAGUUGAAUGUCAAACUUAAAAAUCCAUCACACACACAUACCACAGUAUUCCUUUGUCUUCUUCCACCAACAAAAUUCGUAUUAAACAAAACGCAAACUGAGAAUGGAACUCAACUUGAAGGAUCGUAUUUUACAUUUAUUCGAGAGAAAGGUCGAAUACCAUUUGCAGUGAAAAUCUGCUUGAUUCUGAUGCUAUUUCUCGUCUCAGGCUUUUUCAGUGGAUUAAAUUUGGGUCUAAUGUCUUUGAGUGUCAAUGAUUUACGUCUCAUUGCUGAAUCCGAAGACUCUUCCAUGCGUCAUUACGCUCAACGUGUUUUACCAUUACGAAAACGAGGAAAUUAUCUCCUCUGUUCAAUUGUCAUCGCCAAUGUUCUUGUUAAUUCUUUGGGUACAGUUCUACUUGACUCACUUGUUCAUGGUCUAUUCGCUGUUAUCGGUGCAACAGUAAUGAUUGUUCUUAUGGGUGAAAUUAUUCCACAAGCUAUUUGUUCUCGUUAUGGAUUAGUUAUUGGUUCACAUACAUAUGUUGUUACAUGGACAUGUAUGAUCAUUACAGGAAUUAUUUCGUAUCCAUUAGGAUUUAUUUUGGAUAAAAUCCUUGGACAAGAAGUAACGUCUUCAUAUACACGCGAUCAGAUUGCCGGUAUGUUGAAAAACAUUAGUGCAGAUAUCGAAAAGCCUGAAUUGGAUGUUAUUACGGGUGUACUUUCAUUACGAAAGAAAACAGUCAAAGACGCAAUGACAUGGUUACCGGAUGUUUACGCACUUGAUAAAGAUAGGAAGACUGAUGCGGAACUUUUACUUGACGUACAUAAACACGGAUUCUCACGUAUACCUGUUUAUGCUAAUGAAAAAUCAAAUAUUAUUGGAAUUGUUAAAUUACGAGAUUUUGCUUUGAUCACACCGGAACAGUAUCAUUUAACAGUGAAAAAUCUCUUGGAAUUUCAUACUCAUGCAUAUGGUUUCGCAAAAGCAGCGAAUUCUUUGUAUGAUCUGUUGCAGGAAUUUCUGAAAGCUCGUUGGCACAUUGCUCUUGUACAAGAACCACAUUAUGAAGACGGCAAUCCUGAUCCAAUCGAUAGAACUGUUGGUCUUAUAACUCUUGAAGAUGUUAUUGAAGAGAUGUUACAACGAGAAAUCAUUGAAGAGACAGAUUUCUAUACUGAUAAUCGCCAAAAGAUCCCACGUAAACGCGCGAAAACAAUGGAUUACACAGCUUUGGUCAAACGAACGGUCAAAGGUCCGGCAAUUAGUCCGCAAUUGAAAAUAGCUGUCUUCCAAUUCUUGAGCACAAAUGUUCAACCGUUUACAUCGGGUUUUAUUUCUCAGGAGAUUUUGAAAAUUCUUCUGAAUUACAACCUCUAUGCGACUAUUAAACGGCCAGUGAAUCAGUCGACCAAUGCAAUCUUUUUGUACAAAAAAGAUUUUCGCUAUGAACUAUUCACAUUGGUCAUUCAAGGCAAUGCGAUGUUAGAAUCAGGCGUUGAUCGAAUUAUGUCUACCGUUGGUCCAUUUAGUUACUUCGCUCCUACAGUGUUACUUUCAGAAAACAAAACAGUGAAAGACAUUCACGAUUUACUUGACCGAUUGUUUACAAUGAAUCCGAAAACGAAUAAUGUUCUCGAUUUAGUCGAUGAAAUAUCUCCCGUAUUCGUUUCGGAUUACAAUUUGAUUAUCAACAGCGAAUUACACAUUCUCCAAAUUCAUCGACUUGUUUGGUUAGCAGCUGUUCGCGCAACUCAACGACAACGCGGUAAAGAUCCUCAACAUAAACGUUUGUCACCCGAACAACUACUCAGCAACGCACUUGAUGAAAUUUCAUCGAUAACCAAUGUACCGAUUGACAAGAACAAUCUAACUAAUUUCCAACGUAUAUUCCGCAAUGAAAAAGACAUUCCUAGGUAUACGACACAAACGACAACGGAUAAUCCUAUUACACCGGAUCACCCCACGAACUCCGCAGCAUCAUCAGUUUUCAAAGCGGUUCACUCAUUGGACGUCAACAAACCAACAACAUUGAAAGAACCCGACAGUUCCAAACGAAAACAUUCGCAAACCGCUUCAGCGAUUGUUUGCAAUCCACUUCUGUUAAGUCAAAUAAGUGAUGAUUCACCCACUGGAAAUCCAUCAAAUCUGGCCGGUGAUCAACGUUCAAGCAUGUCAAAUAGUCUCACUGAUGGCACAUCCAAUUCAAACAUGAACAUCAAUCAAAUCUUUAGUAGUUCAAAUGAACGAACAAACGAUGGUGAUCAUAACGAUGAAAAAGACUAUUUAAUUGGUCAAGGUCGUUCUCUACGUCGGCAACAACAUCGAACACCAGCUACUAAUUUAUUUCAUGCUCAUUCCGAUAUAAAUGUUCUCUCCUCACCUGACCGAAAUGAAACAUUGGGUCACAACAACAUCAAUAAUAAUAAUAACACAAAUUCAUCUGCUCAAACUCGACGUGCACGUUCAUUGUUAGCUACGACAAACUGUGUUCCGUCAUGA
Messenger RNA from Adineta ricciae, 2811 nucleotides. The record is from the annotation of a GenBank genome assembly. NCBI's taxonomy places the organism in Eukaryota, Metazoa, Rotifera, Eurotatoria, Adinetida, Adinetidae.